CUGAAGAACGCAGUUCAAUCGUCAACGUUGCGCGAUUGGUGGUGAGAUUGAGAGAUCUGAGAGAUAGCGAUCAAUUGAUAGAUAGAUAGACCCUGAAGUGAAGUCCGAGUUCCCGAUAGACUUGAUUUGAUGGCUACCAAAGUGUAUAUUGUGUAUUACUCCAUGUAUGGACAUGUCGAGAAACUGGCAGAGAAAAUAAAGGAAGGUGCUGAAUCUGUGGAAGGAGUUGAAGCCAGCUUGUGGCAGGUUGCUGAAAUACUUUCAGAGGAGGUUCUAUCAAAGAUGAGUGCACCUCCAAAGAGUGAUGUACCAAUCAUCGCCCCAGCUGAUCUUGCUGAAGCUGAUGGUUUCAUCUUCGGUUUCCCAACAAGAUUUGGUAUGAUGGCUUCACAGUUUAAAGCAUUUCUUGAUGGAACUGGUGGAUUAUGGAGAACUCAGCAGCUUGCAGGCAAACCUGCCGGAAUCUUCUAUAGCACUGGCUCUCAAGGCGGAGGACAAGAGACAACCCCGUUGACUGCAAUUACUCAACUGGUUCAUCACGGAAUGAUCUUCGUGCCAAUUGGGUACACUUUCGGGGCUGGUAUGUUUGAGCUUGAACAAGUGAAAGGAGGUAGCCCUUAUGGUGCAGGGACAUUUGCUGGAGAUGGGUCGAGGCAGCCAACUAAACUCGAGCUGGAUCAGGCUUUCCAUCAGGGGAAAUACAUUGCAACCAUCACCAAGAAACUUAAAGGAGCUCCUGCUUAAACUAAACAGUUUAUCAUUUUUAUAAUCUGGUAUUCUAUUCAAUAAGUCCAUUGAUAUUAGCACAUUUUACUGGCUUUAUGUUUGAAUUGUCUGUCAUUUGAAGAUGUUUUUUCUUUUAUUCCUAAAAGUAUAAUAUGGUGAUUUUCAGAUUUGGGUAUUUGGAUUUUGUGAGAAAAUAAUGGUAUUGAAUAUAUGAUAGUUGUUAUUUGGUCUUUAUAA
Messenger RNA from Impatiens glandulifera, 963 nucleotides. RefSeq names its product probable NAD(P)H dehydrogenase (quinone) FQR1-like 1. The transcript is spliced from 4 exons. Lineage: Eukaryota; Viridiplantae; Streptophyta; Magnoliopsida; Ericales; Balsaminaceae. The coding region runs from base 130 to 744 and encodes 204 amino acids. Gene Ontology annotation, molecular function: FMN binding; NAD(P)H dehydrogenase (quinone) activity. The record is from RefSeq and is a predicted model, not a curated record.